This is a messenger RNA of Mercenaria mercenaria, 6562 nucleotides long. Its product is annotated as heat shock 70 kDa protein 12A-like. Gene Ontology annotation, molecular function: ATP-dependent protein folding chaperone; ATP binding. Bases 154 to 1893 code for a protein of 579 amino acids. The transcript has 6 exons. The record is from RefSeq and is a predicted model, not a curated record. Lineage: Eukaryota; Metazoa; Mollusca; Bivalvia; Venerida; Veneridae.
GAACAAUACCGUGUCCUUGAAUUUAGCCGGAAGUAUUAAAACAUAAUGUUUACUCAGAACUAACUGAUAAAUGAGCUACUACGAAAUGAACCAGGAAGGAAAUUUAAAGAACCGACGAAAUCGUUGUUCGGUGGUAAAGCUGGGAAAGGAUCAAUGGGGACGCCAAACGAAGACUACCUAUUGGUUGCUGCCAUCGAUUUUGGAACUGCAUAUUCUGGAUAUGCAUUCUCUACAAGGACUGACCACGGCAAAGACCCGCUAAAGGUAUGUGCGAACACAUGGGGUGCCGGAAACCUUAUGUCAUUAAAGACAUCAACUUGUGUUCUAUUCGACAGAAACAAGAAAUUUCAUUCAUUCGGAUUCGAAGCUGAAGAUAACUACUCUGACUUUGCACUAGACGAAAAACACCAGGACUUCUACUUCUUUAGAAGAUUCAAAAUGAAACUUUUUGAUAAGAUGCAUCUGAGGAGAAAAUUUAUGUUGGAGGAUGAGAUGGGAAAGAAGAUGUCUGCAAUGGAUGUAUUCUCGGCUUGCAUUAAAUACCUUAAGGAUCAUCAUGUAAAGAAAUGCGUGCAGCAGCUACCAGACAUAACGGAUGAUGAUAUCCGAUGGGUGCUUACUGUUCCCGCUAUUUGGAAUGAUGCCUCUAAACAGUUUAUGAGGGAAGCCGCAGAUAAGGCGGGAAUUAUGGAUCAGCAUUUGAUGAUUGCGCUUGAACCAGAGGCAGCCAGCCUUUGUUGUCGGUAUUUGCCUAUGACAACACUUGGAGGAUGUGGGAGUGGCUUUGUGCCUUUUGCUCCGGGUUCCAAGUAUCUCGUAUUUGAUGCUGGAGGUGGCACUGUCGAUAUCACUGUUCAUGAAGUACAGCCGAGUGGUUCUUUGAAAGAACUAUACAAGGCUAACGGUGGAAACUGGGGAGGCACCUACAUAGACAUAGCGUUCAGAAAUCUCCUUGCUGAUAUAGUAGGAAACGAUGUAAUGGACGACUUCCAAGCAACUCAAAUGAUGGAUUACAUCGACCUUUUCAGAGAAUUUGAGGUAAAGAAGAGAAAUUUUAAAAAUGAAAUGACAGAGAAGAUAAAUUUUAAAGUACCGAUUGCUCUAAAUGAAGGAUUUAAAAAGCAAAAAGGCAAAGAUAUCAAGGAACACAUCAAAACAAAACCAAAGUAUGAUAAAAGUAUCAUCUGGAUUGGAGACAAACUACGGAUGGAAGCACACAUUGCAAAGGGUCUGUUUGAAGAAGCUUGUGGAAGCGUUGCAAAGCACUUGAAGACCUUAUUUGCCGAAGGCCAGGUGCACGAUGUCCCUACUAUUCUUAUGGUUGGUGGAUUUUCCGAGUCCCCCAUGCUCCAAGAUGUUAUACGGAAGACAAUGCCGGACAAAAGGAUCAUUAUACCAGCAGACCCAGGCCUUGCGGUGCUUAAAGGGGCUGUUAUUUUUGGUCAUAAUCCGUCUGUCAUACAGGAACGGCGCUGCAGAUACACAUACGGAGUCAAAACAUCUGUACCUUUCGAAGCGGGAGUCCAUCCAGAGGCCAAGAAGUUUGUUGAUGAUGAUGGAGAAGUUCUCUGUGCUGACAUAUUCGAUAAGCAUGUAAAGAUUGGGCAGCCGGUUGAAUAUGGAAUGAGCCAGGUCACACAGUCAUACUUGCCUACUUCGAAAAGCUCAAAGGCAAUGGUAUUUUCAUUUUAUGCUUCUGACCAGGCGGAUCCGACAUUUGUCACGGAUCCAAGUUCUACACUUGUUGGGAAUCUGACUGUAGAAAUUGGUGGGUCAGGCACGGAUAGAUCAGUGAGUGUACAAAUGACAUUUAGUGGAACUGAGCUUAAAGUAGAGGCAGUGGAACAACAGACUGGAAAGAAGACAAAAGCGAAGUUUGACUUCCUUGGCUAACUGCUAGGGGAAACAAAAGCUAACCUUUGAUUUUAUUUCAAUACUGUCUAAACAUAUCAGUUUUAUAUUAAGUUUCAAGAGUCAAGUUAUUUGAUAUCAGUCUCAUAUACAAACAUAUUAUUUAAAAAAUUAAUCAUUAAACUAUUAACCGUAUGGCAAAUCUGCAUUUUGCAAUAUUAUAUCAUUAUCGUGUAUAUAGUUGAACAAUGUGUUCUGUGUUGAGAUAUGUUGUAUUUCUUAAAGGGAAUUCCUAUAGUUUUUUAUGCGCAUCUUUCUGCGCAACCAACACUUUCUAUGGAAAACUGAACUGAAGUAAACAUUUGUUGAAACAUGUUACAGACAAUCUUAAAUAUGAGUAAUUUUGAAUGAAAUAACAUUUUUGAUAAAUUAUAUCAGUAAUCAAAUGUUGAUACUGGUUUAUGUUGUAUUGACAAGUAUCAUGCCUGACAGAUAUCUUGCUAUUUUUGUGGUUGUGUUUUUCACAUCGCAUUUUAGUACCAAGACAGUGUUGUUCAUAUAAUGUAAGAUAAUUGACUUAGUACUGAUAAGACAAUAUCACCUUUCAGAUUAUUUAGUAUUCAAUUAUAGAAAGAAUUAAGAAUUUUUAAAACUGGUAUCCCCCGCCGAAAGGGUUUGUGGUGAGGAAUGGCAAAAAGAUAUACCGGCAAAAAGUUAAGUGUUGUAUUCUAGCGGUCUUAACAUAAAAUUUAGCCUGAUGACCCAUACAUUUUUAGCCAUUUUUUAUGCUCACAAUACAAUUAUCUAUACACAAGAAGAAAAAGAAAAAAUUCUAGAAAGAGUUUUUUCAAAAUUUUAAAAAAAUAUUCUUCACUAUGGGUAUGUUUCAUUGAAAAAAGUUCACAAAAGUAAAUAUGAAACAAUAUUUUUUUUCAUUUGUACCCAUUAUUGUAAGGACAGAGUAUACAAAUAUGACUAUGAUAUCAAAUAAGUAUAUAAUAAAAUCUGUAAAAAGAAAAAACCGUAUUGUGCUGCCUGGAUGUAUAUUUUAGUUGGUAUUUAUAAAAAGGCAGAAAAUUAUGAAAAUGUUGAAAAAUCGCCGGCAGUUCCAGCAACAGUGGGUGUGUUCAAAACAUUUUUUCACAAAAACAAGCCUGGUGACCUAUUGUUUUUAUUUGUUCAUUGUUUUCAGCACAAAUGUUCCUAUCAUAUAUGUGAAUUUAAAAAAAUUCUAUGAAAGGAAAAAAACUAUAGGAAUUCUCUUUAAAUAACAUCAAAAAUAGCUGCUUCGUCUAUGUUCUUGAAUUUCGUAUAACAAAUAAAGAAUUAUAUCAUUCAGAGCAAAAUAUGAAUUAUUUGAUAGUGAUGAUCGGUAGAUUUUCACUUCCAUUUCUGAUGUAUACAUUAUUAUUCCGGUAUUAUCAAGAAAUUACUUCAGUACUUCUUUUCCUACUGGACAUGUGCGUAUCAAGACAAACUGGAAUGUGGACACCUAGGGCACAUAGGACGAUCGAUAUUUCAAGGGAAUCAUCUCAACAUGACAAUUAUAAUGAUAUUAGAUGCCUACAAAUAAUGAUGAUAAGACCUGACUUAUUUCUCCACAACUAUGCUGUGGAGGAUAUGCAUUUGAUUUUGUCUGUUGGUCCGUCCGAGUGUCCGUCAAAGAAAAUUUGUAUCACACAUAUCGCCAAAAGUGAUUUACCUACCGUCAUUACACUUACUGAAAUGUUCUUAAACAUUAGAAGAUGUGCCUCUGAGAUAAAGAGAGCAAUAUUAGCUGGUGUGAUCGCCCUGUGUCUUUCGUCCGUCGUCGUCGUACGAGGUAAUAAAUUCACAAUUCUGUCCAAGUCGAAUCGCGACUUUGUCAGAAUAUUGGUCUUCACAAAAUGUCAGACAAUUUUAAAUCUUGGUCAAAAGUAGAUCACAAGGUCUCUAGAAUCUAGAUGGUCAACAAAGUUUUUUUCUAUGAUUUGAUCAUGAUGUACCUUGUGUCUGAUCUCAGGAAUCGGCAAUACUAGUAUUUGUAUUCAAGUUUAUUAUGACUUCAUAAACUAAAUUUCAUAUACAUCAAAUAGAAAAUAUUGCCUCUAUAGUGCUAAGAAGGUUUUUAUGACUCAGAUAACCGAGGUUUAGACUUGACCCUGAUUUUACAAAGACAAACCUUCUGACCUAUUUUCAUGAAGAUCAGAUAUGAUUACUUCCUGGUUCAAUAUUGCAUAUUUUAUUUGUUUUUGGCUACGGGGUCAAAGCUGCUGCUCCCAUUAUAGAUAGAAAAACAUAAUUUGGUGCAACGGUAAAUAGGGGAAAUCAUAACCUUGUCAAGAAAAUUAAAUUUUCUCUUUAGAAAUGUUUUACUCUCAAAUAAACGAUUGUUAAGCAUCUCAAAAGUGAUAUUUUAUGUUAUUUUCACACAACUUUAGACCAUCUAAACUUAAAUCUAUUUUAUCAGAACACAAUUUUGUUAUUUAGAAUGCCUUGCAAACUUACCUUUCAUGAAAAUAUUAUUGUCAAGCCCAAAAUACCUUACUGAAACAGUUAAAAGGUUAUACAUGUAUAUAAUAAUUAUAAACAAUCAAAGGGAGAUAAUUCACUUCCAAUAUGUGUUACUUUAUUCUGACAAACUGGCAACAAAACAAAGUUAUAAGAUAUGUACAGCACACAAUGGACUACUAUCUGACCCAUAAAAUGCCUAAAUAAUGAAACCCGAAACUGAAUGCUUAAAAUAUAUAACUAAAACUUUGUACCGUGACUUCCAACUGGACCACAGAAACAACACCUUUUACUGGCAUACAGACACUAAAUAGGAAAGGGGUGCGAAAAAAUUGUUUUGUUUUUUUUUCAUUUUGCUCUUGUCAGCUAUUUUUCUUAUUUUCUUUGCAUUUUUUGCUGAAAUCACAUGACAGAUCAGAUCUAUGCUUGACAAGUAGGUAGCAUUUUCAUAACGAAAAAAAAAAAUAAUAAAAGAAAAACAUAAAAAAAAUUUGCAGUUUGUGUGUUUGGCUGAAAAUAUUUCUAUUGUAUCAAAAUUAUCCCCAUAUUUCUUCGGAUUUCAAUUCACCACAGACAAUAUUCCGCAAGAAAAUGCAAGUUACAGACAUUUCAAAUGAGUCCCGAGUGCUGUGGCCAUUGGAAAUAUGUCAAUUUUAUAUAGAAUAAAGAAGAACAACUAUUUAAAAUGUUUUGUAACCUAUAAGAUAGCAUUGGUAAAAAUUGAAAUGUGACCAGAGUAAGGUGGAAAUGGGCUACUUUGACUAGAAUUUGAUAGGAAAUGAUAUGUUUAUUGCAAUUUUGUUGUAAAUGAGGAUGAAACCCAGAAUAUCACAUUUUUACUGUUUUGACUGUGUUUUUGUUUUCAAACACUGGAUAUGUAUAGUCUAAAGAUCGCUAAUUUCUGGUAAUUUCUGGUAAUCAGAGGUAAAAAUGGACAUAUUUAACAGUUUAAAUGUGAAAUUUGCAUGCAGAACAGAGUAAAAAAAUGACAAAGCAGGACAAAAAAAAUCUACAGUUAGGGUAACUGCUUGAAAAUUAUGUCGCAACAGCUAUUUUUAGCAAAAUCUGAUGAGUUGUCUUAUGUUACUGGAUAAAAAACUUUAAAAAAGUAUGAAAUGUUCAAUGUUAUUCCUGCAUCCAAUAAGGUUUUGAGCAACUGAGUCAGUUAAAAAAACAACAGAAGAUUCUCUUGAUUACUGAUAUUAAACUUUUUCCUAUACACAUGUAGUUUGAUUUUUAAGUAAAAUUUGUACAAUAAAAUUACGAAUAGUUUUACUAGCCCACAGUCUGUGAUUGCGUAUAGAACACAGGCUGACAAUUAAACUGAAACUGAAUAAUUCGAUUAAACGCCUGUUUUUAUACACAAGUUAAAGCAUACCAAAAGUUCCUUCUAGGGCACAUCUAUAUAAAUAUAUAAUGAUCAUCUUGUAAAAUUUUGGUUGCAAUGUCUGUUUUAUACGGAUAGCUCAGUGGUUUGCACACUGGCCUUCCAAUCCUGAGGUCGGGGGUUCGAUCCCCGGCAGCUACUUGGGAAUUUUCAGAAACGCUUUUAAGUGUUUCACACCCAACUAGAGGUGUACUGGUCAGGAACCCAGGCAAUCCUUGCGUGUAUCAGUGCUAUACACUGGGCACGUUAAAGAACCAUGCUGUCUAUUCGCAACGAGCUAGGCUAAGUUAGCCGGACAAGUCUGUAUCUGAUUUCUGAUCUCUCUGUCAUGGGGGCUUUGUCUCACUCUGUCCCUCUAGUCAGAUCGCUCUGUGUCUGUACUAGUAGAGGAUGAAUUAUGCGCCCUGUGUGGCUGCAUUUGAACUAUGUAAAGCGCCUUUGAACGUGAAAUUGAUCAUGAAAAGGGCGCUAUAUAAAUCUGGUAUAAUAAUAAUAAUAAUAAUAAUAAUAAAUAAUAAUAUACUGCCAAAAAUGUCAAGUAGGUAUUUACGCUAGUUAUUAUUUAACAUAAAUUGUUAAAUCCAACAACAAAUUAAAUCUGUUACCACUUUCAGUUGAGUAAAUACGGCAAUAAGACAUUGACCUGGUCAAUCCGUUAUGAUUCGAUGCGUGAAUUUGUUACACAUAAUUAGAGGGUCGCAAUGGGGUUUGUUUUCACAUAUUAACCAUGCAUUUGAAGAUAACGAUAAUAUUUAGUUGUUUACAUGUAAAUUUGUUUGUACAUAUGUUAUGUUCUUCAAGAAUGGAGGAAAUAAAAAAUAUCAGUCAACCAUC